AGCUCCAAAUAUCUGCAGGUUUGCAUGAUGGCUCAUGGCUUUGAGACCGUUGAUAAGUGUUGUAAUGACUAUGUUGAAAAAGAAGGCCAAUACUUACCAAGACUCAACUUCUUGAAUCUAACUUUAUAUAAAACCAAAAUUCAACGUAUUCAAUUUUAGAGCAUGAAUAUCAUAUUUAUUAACAAGCCCCUGGAAAGAUGAUAUGAAAGUAGAUUGAAUAUACCAGAAUAGAGUCCACAUCUGUUAUGCAAAUGUCAGAGGAAGGGUUCUUCUGCUGGUUGGGUGGUUGAAGUCCCAGUCAAACAGAGGAUAGGUGGAGCUGUUUCUCUCCCUCAGCGCUGCACUCUUUAUAGGAGAGCAGAAUGAAUGGAGCACAGAACAGCAGAGUACUGUCCAGAUAACACACAGCUACUCUCCCUCAGCCUGCGGCCCACACUCCUUGGACCUCAUGAUGGCUUUUUCUACUUCCACCAUCGCUGCUCUGAUGCUGACCCUGCAAGGUUUGGAAGCGGCUCUCGUUUUAACCCAGGAGAAGACCCUCUCUGUGAACGGAGGAGACAAUGUCAAAAUAUCCUGCACUGAAACUGACAGCAGCAGCGACUAUACGUUGUCCUGGUACCAGCAGAAGAGUGGUGCACUGCCAAAGUAUUUACUUUACACAACUGGCAGUAGUGCAAGUGGCGUUCCCAGUAGGUUUACUUAUUCUGGUACAGGAGGUGACAAAACUGAGUAUCUACUGAUUAAUGGCAUUCAAGAUGAAGACGAGGCGACAUACUACUGUGCGUGUGUCGGCUGUAGUGCAAACCACAACACUGGAUUUGGUGGCGGCACUGAAGUCAUUCUUGCUGGUUCCCCGUCUCCCCCCAGUCUGGAGCUGAUGGUGCCCACCCAGCCUCCUGUCCCGGGGCUGGGGGGGCCCACUCUGGUGUGCCUGGCUAAGGGCUUCCACCCGGCCGGGGCCACCCUGUCCUGGUCCGAGGACGGAGCCUCUGUGAGGGGCGAGGAGGUCCAAGCGGGCGUGGCCCAGCGGCAGCCUGAUGGAAGCUACACCCUUAGCAGCGUCCUCCUGCUGCCCUCCACAAGGUGGCGCUCAGGACACACCUUCACCUGCCAUGUGAGCCACUCUGCUCUCAGCAGCCCGCUGAGCAAGAGUGUGAGCAGCCAGCAGUGCUCCCUCUGACAGAGGACGAGAAGAUACAGGGAGCGCUACAGGAGGACGACAGGAGGAGAAAUAGAGUAGAGUACGCAACCUUUUAGCGGCUUGGUUGGCCUGAGAUCCAGGCUCAUGUCCUUCAGCUCUGAGUGAAAUACUUCACCAUGUUUUAAUGCUUUACUGUGUUCAAUAAAACUGCUUCAUCAUGACCCAUCGCUGU
Messenger RNA from Gadus macrocephalus (Pacific cod), 1373 nucleotides. RefSeq names its product immunoglobulin kappa light chain-like. The transcript is spliced from 4 exons. The coding region runs from base 449 to 1180 and encodes 243 amino acids. The record is from RefSeq and is a predicted model, not a curated record. Gene Ontology annotation, biological process: immune response; immunoglobulin production. Lineage: Eukaryota; Metazoa; Chordata; Actinopteri; Gadiformes; Gadidae.